Molecule: messenger RNA, 3451 nt
Organism: Cuscuta campestris
Lineage: Eukaryota; Viridiplantae; Streptophyta; Magnoliopsida; Solanales; Convolvulaceae
Source: the annotation of a GenBank genome assembly
CCAUAGCCCGUGUCGGUCCGGGCAAUAGGAAAAAAACAGAGCGGCGCCUACCCCAAACACGUGAAAUCUCCUCUUCAUCAACCCAUUUCUCUCUCUCGCUCACACAGGAAGGAGGAUUACAGACAUGGAGCAAAUCAUCGUCAGGGGAAUUUGACGUCGCCACUCUCUGCUUCGUCUCCUCCAUCUCUAAACCCUAGCGAGUUUUACGCUUCCAAUCAAUACCUUUUUUUGUACCAGGAAUCUGAAGAGGAAUCAAUGGAAAAGGGGGAUAUUCAAGAGAAAUUUCAAAAGAGAUCACUACCGUUGCUGGAGUUUGUUGGUUGAGGUUGCUAGAUGAAUGCUAUGUGAAGUGAAGUGGAGGAAUCUUUAAGGUCCAAACAAUUGUUAAACUAUUUGUAAUAGGUAAAUCUAUGGACAGGGAAUUGGGAGAUGCAUCGCGUGGCCCAACACAAAGAAUGGAUGCCAGGAUCGUAAGCAACAAAAAUAAGUUACCCAAAAAUUACUUAGUUGCUACGGCCUCUGAGCACUUCACGGCGAAGGCUUUGAAGUGCAUUAAAUCAGUUAAUAAAUGUUUACGAACUAGCGGAGCUGUGAAUAAUGUGGCUAUGUUUUUCAUUACGACGGCGGCGCUAGAAGUUCUGAGGAGAUUUUCAAAGUCAAAGUGUCCUUUCAUUUGGAAUAGUCUUCAGGCAUUACAAGCUUUAUGCUAUCCGCCGUUUAAGUGGAUGCAGAGAUGGAUUCCUUUCAAGCCUCUAGCCAAAGGAAUGCAGAAAAUCUCUGGACCAAUGUUAUUUCUUUCAGUAGCAACUCUUUUCUCUGAUGACUCUUCACCAAAUCAAGAUGCAUUGUGGAAUCCUAAUGUUUCUCAAACACCUGAAUCUCAGUUGCAGCAUGCAACUCACAACUCUUCAGAGGCAAGCAUUCAUCACAACGGACCAGAUAAUCGCCUUUCUGAGAGUUGGUUGCUUGACCUCCAUAAUCAGCUCCGAAUGGAAGACAUUACUCUACCUCAAAGGCUCAAUGAUGAUUACCUUCACCGCUUUUAUGCGUCUACUAAAUAUGAUUACCAAAGGACAUUGUCAUUGGUCAAGAAGACAAUUCAAUGGAGGCAGAGCUACAAUUUUCUAUCAUCACAAGAGCUAAAUGCAUGGUCUAAUUUGGUCUUUUGGCAUGGAUAUGAUUCGAAGAAACUUCCUUGUCUCAUCAUUCGCCUUGGACUUGCUUGUUCCAACCUCAAGUCCAGUGAUAGGGAUCUUUUUGCAAAAGUUAUUGUUUCACAGAUAGAACAUGGAAUUGUGAGCUUUGUUGAUAUGGAGCAUCCUCAGAUUGUGGUGUUGAUGGAUUGUGAUGGACUGUCACCUCUUGGGUUCCCUCUCCAGAUGAUGAGAUCUUGUGCCACCCUUCUCCAAGACCAUUACCCUAACCAUCUUUAUCUACUAAUGCUCAUACGCAUCCCUCGAGUUGCCCAUGUGGUAAUGCGAACAUUUCUCCAGGUUUUGAGACCAGCCACGAGGAAGAAAGUGGAGAUCAUAGGAAGGAACUACGAGGAGUAUCUCUCAAAGAAGCUGGAGCAGGUCCCUUCUUUCCUUGGCGGGAAUUGCCCGUGCUCAAAAUGUUCCCCUCCCGAGAAUGCAGAUGUUGCAGUCCAAGAAAUCCAGUCGACAGGCUCUCCCGCUUCCCAUAGCUCGAAUGACGAAAAUGCCCCUGAACUUCAGGCUCAUACCGUCUCUUACGUAAGUCCUAGGUGUUAUCCUCUGAGAAAGGAACCCCUUAUAAAGAUCAUCAUCACAGGUGUAGUUAUGCUUUGGAUCUUAGUUGCCAUCAUUUUGGGAACUCAAUAUUCAGAAGGUUAGGUUCCUUCUUUUGUGUCAAAUGGAGAAUCCUUAUUAGGGUUUUCCAUAUAUUCUUCUUGUAAUGAUUAACAACAUAUUGACAUUUCUAUAACCACUUAUUAGAAUUUAGAAUUGAUAAAGUGCUAAUGUGCUAUGUGAGGAAGAGGGGCUAUUAUUGUAAACUUUCCACUAAUUCCAUCUAUCUUUAGCCAAAACAUUACGGAGUACUACUUAUGUUUUAAAAAAAGGAAGGGUGCAGUUCUUUAGACACUAGUUAUUGGUGUCAUAACAUGACACUGAGCCUCUUGAUGGGCGAUGGCCAUAUGGUGUUUCACUGGGUUCUAGAUAAGUGCACCAACUCAUCUCCACCACCAUCUCUCCAAACAGACACCAUCCAUCAACCAAUCUUCGUUCGGCGCCGGCGAAGGGGCAACGACGACUUGGCGCGGCGGAUCUCGAUCGAACUCGGCAGUGGCGCAGCGGUGGAGGAUGGAGCAAUUCCCUCUCAAACCCCUGCCCGUUGAACUCCACUGCCAGAAGCCAGGCUUGAGAUGAAGAAGGUAAUAUUUGGGUUUGCUCUGGAUAAAGAAAGCCUGCAAACAUUAACAAACCUCUGCAAUGAGGUGUAAUAGCAUCAACAUACAUCUCUCUUGCUGCCACGGCAAGCUUCAACUAGGGGGCAUUUCUGGUCUAUUCUGAAACACACGAGUAGAGUAGAAAGGUAAAUAUGUAUAUUGCACCUAGCAAUACACCAAUGCUCUUUAUUCUGGGGUUGAUAUCACAUUACACACACAUAGCUCACUAACUCCAAAAAUUAAUUUCCCAUCAUAAAUCAAUUUGUUUAAACACAAAACUAAAUAGCAAUUUCCAUCAAGUAAUAACAUGAUCUGCAAAAACUUCUAAAUCAUUGAGACCUAACAUGUUAUUCAUGCAAGAACAUGACCCUUCCUUUUUCAUUAGUUUACAAAUGAACCUAAACAUACACAAAAUAUAAAGCUCCAAACAUUUUAACGACCAAACAAUUUCACUAAAUUAAACUAAUCAUUUCUAUCAAUAAACCAUUCCAUUUCAAUAGACUCUCAAGUGUUGGAAUUUGAAAAGGAUGAACACUGCAAAGCAGUGUUAAAAGAAGAACUCGAUAGUAUAACGAAUCACGUACGAAACGCUUUCAGAUCAAAGUUAUUUCGGGGUAUACGAAAUACUUCAAUCGGAUAAGACGUUAAAUUAGAACAAGCACUCGAAAAUCGUCUACCAAUCCAUACCACGAGACUCUAAUUUAUGGAGUCUAAAAUUUCCAUGAUCGGACAUGAACCUUCGCGUAAACAUUUCGCGCGGAGAAGAAGAUAGGUGCGAGUUUAAACGAGGAGCUUCCUGCGGUUUUGGGGUAUUUUAACGUUUAUCCGCCCGGGGCUGCCGCCCCUUGGACCCCGCUAACUGGGGGCUGCCGCCCCCGGACCCCCGCUAUCCCGGGGCUGCCGCCCCCGGACCCUCGCCAUGAAUUUAUAAUAUCGUUGAACGAGCACGUACUCUGCGCCUCCUAACUCGUUUGACAACGUCUAUUUAAAUUCUUGUCCGAUCGAAGUAAAUCCAAUUACACAAAAUAAACCGAUGACACUAAA